CCUGCCUGCCUGCCCUGCCCCGCAGAGGGGGAGGGAGGGAGGGUGGGAGGGGCUUGGAGAGAGGCGGCAAAGAGUUUGGAAAGAAAGAGGGGGGAGCGGGGUGGAGGCGGACCGCCGCCGGAUGGCUUGCUUCUUCGUCAGGGUGCGCCGCACGCAGGGGUGGGAGAGGACGAGCAUUGCCGGGCCAGAGCAACGGCCGCGGCAGGCUCCCACCCGGGCGCGAGCCCUCUCUCGUGUUGCUUUGCAAUUUUCGCUUUUGCCAUCGUCAUCGUCAUCGCCACCGUCGUCGUCGCCGUCAGCAGCAGCGAGAGGGGGGAUGGGGGAAGAAGAAAGGCGCGGACGGGGGGCAGCCGCGCCCUGCGGCACAGCUGCCCGCCCUUCCCUCCUUGCUUGCUUCCUUGCUUCCCACUCCUCCCCUUCGCAGGACCGAACCAACGAACGGACGGACGAACGGGGAUUUGGGGGCUCGAGGGCCCAGCCUCACCCCGGCCCGCACGCGCGCGCGGGGACGCGGCGCGUGAAGGGGAUGGGGGAGGGGAGUGUGAUUGCCGGGGGUUUCUUUCUCUCUCGCCGCAAGGGUGUCACGACCCGGGAUCUAGCUCGACGCUAUCGGCAGGACGUGGCCGAAGCGAGAAGAACCGCGGGGGCUCGACCGUCGCGAGGGGGAGGCCGCGCGGGGGCGGCACUCGGAAACCAUUCCGAACGUCUAGACGGGAGCGGUCGCCUGUGUGAAGGGCAGGGCCACAAGCCGACCGAGAAGCGGGGCGGCACGGGGAAUGGUUACCCCGGCGACCCCCGGCCGGCUGCGUGGCGCGAGCCCGCGACCUUUGCUGUGCGCUGCGGGAAGGCAGGCAAGGGAAGAGGUGCUCUCCUUCUUGCCUGCUGCCGACCCGAACACAACGGGAGGAGUCGGGUUCAGGGAGAGAGGGAGGGUCGAGGAGAAGGAUGAGGAAAAGGGGUGGGG
This is a messenger RNA of Penaeus chinensis, 964 nucleotides long. RefSeq lists its product as uncharacterized. The record is from RefSeq and is a predicted model, not a curated record. NCBI's taxonomy places the organism in Eukaryota, Metazoa, Arthropoda, Malacostraca, Decapoda, Penaeidae.